AUGAAGAUGGACACUAUAUCGCUCUUCCAAAGUUGUCACAAUUACUCUAGAGGAUUGGUCUCUGGUAGCUUAUGUCCCCAUUUGUGUACUAGUAAAGAUAUCAAAUAUAUAGAAUGUCUUGGUCACAAAGAUGAUGAUUUUAAAAUCUCCUUGUUGUUCCACACCUGUAUGGAAACAUGUGGCACCCUUUUUGGAGUGGAGUUUGUCCCUAGUACUCCAUUUAAUCUUCCUAUCUUUAAAGACUCUCGUAGUUGGGAUUUUCGUGCUAAGUUAGCAAUUAGUUUGAUUGAGUUAGUUGAAAAAUUAGAGAAAACAGAUUAUGGAACUUUGUAUCUUUGUGAUGUUCAAGAGGGUAACUUUGGAGUUGUUGAAAUAGAUGGUCAAUAUGUUGUGAAGAGUAUUGAUAAUGAUAUAUCACUAUAUGAGAAGUCUUUGCUAAAAGAUUUAUUUAUUUCUCGACAUCCUAUUAUAAAAUAUCCCUUACUACAUGAUCCACCUUCUCAAAUACAAAAAGAUUUAAAGAGUUUACUCCAUCAGUGUGCUCACCCUCUAAAACCAUCAAUACAUAUCUCAUGGACUUUAGCUAAUAAAUUAAAGAGAGCCUUUUGA
Messenger RNA from Gigantopelta aegis, 609 nucleotides. RefSeq lists its product as uncharacterized. The transcript has 5 exons. Lineage: Eukaryota; Metazoa; Mollusca; Gastropoda; Neomphalida; Peltospiridae. The coding region runs from base 1 to 609 and encodes 202 amino acids. The record is from RefSeq and is a predicted model, not a curated record.